UAUUAAUAUUGUCGAAGUCUUGAAUUCACCUAAACCUCAUAAACCCUCUUCUCUCCCUCUCUCUCUCUCAUCGUCAGUCAUUUCUCAUCUACGACAGAAGUACGUUUCAUAUAAAUAUAUAUAUUAUACACGGAAACCCGAAAAACACAAAAAGCGAAAAUUAAGAAUAGAAGGAAAAAGUAGAUCAAGAAAAUAGCAUGGCCUCUCACUUUCCCGACGACUUCAAGUGCCCGAUUUCUCUGGAGAUAAUGUCCGACCCGGUUAUUCUCUCAUCGGGUCACACCUUCGAUCGCCCAUCUAUCCAGCAGUGGUUGGACGCCGGCCACCGUACCUGUCCGAUUUCCAAGCUGCCCUUAUCCGACCCUCCUUCCCUCAUUCCCAACCACGCCCUUCGCAGCCUUAUUUCGAAUUACACCCUCGUUUCCUUCCCCAAACCUCACCAAUACCCUCCCAACCCACAAACCCUAGUCCACGCUUUGCUUUCUCCUUCAUCCCCUUUGGAGGAAAAACUCAGCUCGCUCGACCAACUCAGCCGGAUUUGUAAGAGUGACUCUGCGAUUCGUCGGCGACUGGCUGAGUCGGGGGCCGUGUCCGCGGUUUUGGACUGUGUCGAUUCGAUCGAGUCCGGGCUCCAAGAAAAGGCCCUUCAUUUGCUGCUUAUAUUGAGUCUGGAUGACGACAGCAAGGUGGGCUUGGUCGUGGAAGGUGUCGUUGGGAAGGUGGUUCAGGCCCUUCGCUGCGGCCUUGGGGAUACCCGCGCGGUUGCUGCCACGGUGUUAACUAGCCUUGCCGUUCUGGAAGUGAACAAGGUCACAAUCGGGUCGUACCCGGAUGCCAUUCCAGGUUUGGUAUCCCUCCUACAAAUGGGAAAUUCGAGGGAGAGGAAAGAAGCAGCCACUACGUUGUUCACGCUCUGUUUGUUCCCCGAUAAUCGCAUUCGUGCCAUACAAAACCUUGUCGUGCCCAUUUUAAUCCAGAAUGCUAAUUCGGGCCUGGAACGAGCCGUGGAGGUUCUGGGCCUAUUGGCAAAAUGUGAAUUUGCACGGGAUGACAUGAUUCAGUGUAGUGGGUUUUUGGAUAUCCUGGUCGAGGUUCUGAAAAAUGGGAGUUCGAGGGGUGUGCAAUACGCUCUGUUAACCUUGAGUUCUUUGUGUAGUUAUAGCGAAAAGAUGCUUCUGGAAGCACUGAGAGAAGGUUUGUUUGAGAUAUGUGUUGCAUUGUUGGAGGAUGACAAUGAAAAGGUGAGGCGAAAUGCUAAAACUUUCAUCCAAGUAUUACAAGGGAAGAGGAAAAAUGUGUGAUUGCAUUGGUAGUUGAAGCAGAGUUCAUGAGAGUGAAAGUGCUAAUAAGCUGUGAUGGAAGUUUGCCCCUUUGGAGGUGAAUAGAUAGAUUUUGGGUAAUUUUUGCUGUUCUUGAUAGUUCUGUGUACAAAAGA
This is a messenger RNA of Sesamum indicum (sesame), 1435 nucleotides long. Its product is annotated as U-box domain-containing protein 8. Gene Ontology annotation, biological process: protein ubiquitination. Gene Ontology annotation, molecular function: ubiquitin-protein transferase activity. The record is from RefSeq and is a predicted model, not a curated record. Lineage: Eukaryota; Viridiplantae; Streptophyta; Magnoliopsida; Lamiales; Pedaliaceae.